AUGAAUUACGACGAUGAAUACAGAUUUUUGAUCCAAGGGCAUUUGUUCUCUCUCAAGUCACCCGUUCACGGUGCUUCUUUGAGCGACAUAUGCUCCAAGACCUAUGCCAAGUCGGCUCUUCCCGCCGAUGGCUUCAUCUCCGGCAUCACGAUCGACCCAGACUCUGUUCAAACGACUCUGGUCUCAAACGCCAGCUUUCAGUCGGAAUGGUAUCCUACUGCUACCGCCGACUAUUGCAACCUCACUUUCGCCUAUUCGCACGAUGGCAUUGACAGUGAUGUCGUUCACGUGUCGUAUCUACUGCCCGCUCCUAGCAAGCUCCAGAACCGCUAUGUCUCUACUGGCGGAGGCGGCCUUGCUAUCAACUCUGGGAGCCAGUAUGCUGCUUCCGGACUUAUAGUCGGAGCUGUUUCCGGAAUCACCGACGGCGGCUUUGGAUCAUUCAACACCCAGUGGGAUGAGGUCUUCCUCUUGGCCAAUGGCACCAUCAACUGGCAGUCUGUCUACAUGUUUGGUUACCAGGCUCAUCACGAGCUUGCCCUACUCGGCAAGGAGCUGGCAAGGAACCUUUACAAUGUGUCCAAAAGCUCCAAGGUCUACUCUUACUAUCAGGGUUGUUCUGAAGGAGGCCGUGAGGGAUGGAGUCAGGUGCAGCGUUUUGCCGACCAGUUCGACGGUGCUGCCAUUGGUGCUCCGGCCUUCCGCUAUGGUCAACAGCAGGUCAAUCAUUUGUUCGGCAAUGUGGUUGAACAGACCUUGGAUUACUUCCCUCCUUCGUGCGAGUUGGACAAGAUUCUCAACUUGACCAUCACUGCUUGUGACGGUCUGGACGGAAGAGAGGAUGGCGUUGUCUCGCGCUCUGAUCUGUGCAAGCUCAACUUCAAUCUGAACUCCACGAUCGGUACGGCCUACUCCUGCGAGGCAUCCGGUUCAACGGGCGGACCAAUGCUGCGGGCCCGACAGUUCUCCCAGCCAUCAACCCCAGCUCAGAACGGGACCAUCACAGCAGAGGGUGUUGCCGUGAUUCAACAGUUCCUCGACGGCCUUCACGAUUCUGAAGGUCGCCGUGUCUACCUUAACUACCAGCCUGGAUCAGGGUUCACGGACGCCGCCACUUCCUACGACGAAGAGGCGGAGACCUGGGGCUUGAGUAUCAGCGGACUCGGUGGCGAAUGGGUCGCUCGCUACCUCCAGCUGCAAGACACCAGCACUCUCGAGAGCCUCGACAACGUCACCUACGACACGCUUAAGGAGUGGAUGAUCUACGGUAUGAACAAGUAUGCAGACUCUCUGCAAACCACUCAUCCCGAUCUGAGUGACUUCCACUCCGCAGGCGGAAAGGUGAUCCAUGUUCACGGAGAAUCCGACGACUCCAUCCCCGCGGGGUCAUCUGUGCACUACUACGACUCUGUCCGCAGCGUUAUGUUCCCUGAGAAGAACUACAACGAGAGCGUUGCCGCCGUCGACGAAUUUUACAGACUCUUCCUUGUCCCUGGUGGAGCUCACUGUGGCAGCAACUCGAACCAGCCCAAUGGUGGUUGGCCACAGACGACUCUUCAGACGGUUAUCGAAUGGGUUGAGAAGGAUGUGGCUCCUGAAACUCUGGAUGGAAGCGGUGGUGAUAUCGAUACCAUCUGCCGUUGGCCUCUUCGUCCGCUGUGGUCUGGUGACUCUCUUGAUUGUGUUUAUGAUCAGGAGUCUCUUGAUAGCUGGACCUAUGAUUUUGAUGCUUAUAAGAUGCCUCUUUACUAA
This is a messenger RNA of Fusarium vanettenii 77-13-4, 1752 nucleotides long. RefSeq lists its product as uncharacterized. Lineage: Eukaryota; Fungi; Ascomycota; Sordariomycetes; Hypocreales; Nectriaceae. Bases 1 to 1752 code for a protein of 583 amino acids. The transcript has 2 exons. The record is from RefSeq and is a predicted model, not a curated record.